Scomber scombrus (Atlantic mackerel) is the source of this 6234-nucleotide messenger RNA. It is a transcript of the gene tjp2a, whose product is annotated as tight junction protein 2a (zona occludens 2). The transcript is spliced from 24 exons. The record is from RefSeq and is a predicted model, not a curated record. Gene Ontology annotation, molecular function: cell adhesion molecule binding. Lineage: Eukaryota; Metazoa; Chordata; Actinopteri; Scombriformes; Scombridae. Gene Ontology annotation, biological process: protein localization to cell-cell junction; establishment of endothelial intestinal barrier; cell-cell junction organization. The coding region runs from base 364 to 4071 and encodes 1235 amino acids. Gene Ontology annotation, cellular component: bicellular tight junction; plasma membrane.
GCGUUGUGAGAUUUGUAGCGUUUGUGUAUAAGCGCUCCGGAGUUUAAUCACUGCACGCCCGUGCAGGACGCCCGUGUGUGUGUGCGCGCGUGUGUUUACACUGUCUGCAGACGGUGGGAUUUGUGCUGAAUGUAGGCCAGCAGAAUCCCUCUUACGUCAAAGGCAGGCAGGCAGAUGCAGGGAGAGAGCUGCUGCAGACGCUGCUGCUGCUGCUAGUGGUGGUAGUUUGUGAGUGCAGCUGUGGCCAUGGAGGAGGAGGAGGCUGUGGCGCACAUCAGUCCGCCAGAGCAGCGCCGGUGGUGAACAGGGAGAGGACGCGGAAAGAAAGAGAGAGAGUGAGAGUGAUUGAGAGAACGCCCAACGAUGAAGACCGUCCUCAGCCUGCACAGGAAAUGGGCCCACGCGGUCAAGACCAUACGUAUCCUGCAGGGACUCAACCCGGUCAUGGAGGAGACCGUGUGGGAGCAGUACACCGUGACCCUGCAGAGGGAUCCGAAAAUGGGCUUUGGCAUCGCAGUGUCAGGGGGACGAGACAACCCCAACGAUGAAAGUGGCGAGACGUCCAUCGUGGUGUCCGACGUCCUGCAAGGAGGACCUGCUGAUGGCUUGUUGUUUGAGAAUGAUCGAGUGGUGCAGGUGAACGCCAUCCCCAUGGAUGGAGCCAUCCACUCCUUCGCCGUGAACACCCUCAGGAAGUGUGGCAAAGUAGCCAAAAUAACAGUCAAGAGGCCCAGGAAGGUUCCAGUAAAUCUUCUGAAUGGUCCCCCAUCACCCGAUGACAGAGUCUUCAACAACGACUACAAUGACGACUACAACUACGAUCAGGACCGCCGCAGCGUGUACAGCGCCCGCAGUGGGGGGCGCGAGCACAGCCCGGACAGGGAUCGAGGCGGCAGAGGUUACGUGGAUUCUGGCUACCAAACACGCGAGCGUGACUACGACAGAGACUAUGACCGGCGGGAGCGGGGCAGGAGCGCCGAGAGAGAACUGAGCCCGGACCGGCAGCCCAGGAGAGACGGCAGCAGGGGUCGAAUGCUGGAUAAAGAACGCAGCCCGGAUCGCCGCUACAGGAGCGACCACAUGUUGGAUCGCGACUACAGCCCAGACAGAAGGUACCGCAGCGAGCGAGCGCUGGAUCGAGACCACAGUCCCGACCGGCGCUACCGCAGCGAGCGAACCCUUGACCGCGAGUACAGCCCGGACCGGCGCUUCCGCAGCGAGCGAGCACUGGACCGCCACCAAAGCCCGGCACCCAGCCACGGGCGCGACCACAGCUUCGAACGGGGACGGGAACGCCUCCCCAGUGACCCGAGGAAGUACGACGAGCCGAUAAAGCGGAGCGGAAGCAGGGACCGCCUGGACCGCUCACCAUCACCCGUCGCCAUGCCCAUCCCUAUGCCACGUCCUGUCCGGGACCACGAGCCACUGGAGAAACCUAUGAACGUGCUGCUGCUCAAGAACCAGCCCAACGAAGAGUACGGCCUUCGUCUGGGCAGCCAGCUCUUCAUCAAAGAGAUGACCAGCACUGGACUCGCCAGCAGAGAUGGAAACCUGCAGGAAGGAGACAUAAUACUGAAGAUUAACGGCACAGUGACAGAAAACCUGUCUCUCAGCGACGCGGGGAAACUAAUCGAAAAGUCUCGCGGGAAGCUGCAGCUGGUGGUGCAGAGAGACAAACAGCAGGUGUUGAUCCGUGUCCCCCCGAUGGUGGACAGCGACUCAGAGCUCGAUGAUAUCUCUGAGAUCGAGUCGUACCGCUCCUACUCUCCGCAGGACGACAGGCGGGGCCACCACUCCGACCUCUCCUCCCAUUCCUCCAAUGAGAGGCUCAGAGAGAAGCCCAGAGAGGAUCCGCCUAAGAGGUUGGCAAAAAUGGGCGCCAUGCCAACACCAUUCAGAGGUUUGGAGAGAGCGGUGGAGGACUUGCCCCCGCUGCAGUCAGAGAAGGAGGAGCCACGAGCAGAAACGCCACCAGCACCAGCAAUUGCGGUAGGCCCAAAGUUUCACGUUCCUCCAAAGGUGCCUCUUAAGCCAAGUAUACAUGACCAAGAAGUAUACGGGCCGAACACAGUGAUGGUGCGUUUCCAGAAAGGUGACAGCGUGGGUCUGAGGCUGGCGGGAGGAAACGAUGUGGGCAUCUUCAUUGCUGGUGUUCAGGAGGACAGCGCAGCUGAGCAGGAGGGUCUGCGCACAGGAGAUCAGAUCAUGAAGGUGAACAACAUGGACUUCAGAGGUAUGGUGCGUGAGGAUGCGGUCCUCUACCUCCUGGAGGUUCCCAAAGGAGAAGAUGUAACCAUUCUCGCUCAGAGCAAACCUGAAGUGUACAAAGACAUUUUAGCAUCUGGCAGAGGCGACUCUUUCUUCAUCAGGACCCACUUUGAGUAUGAGAAGGAAGCACCUCAGAGCCUUCCUUUCACCAGAGGAGAGAUCUUCAAAGUGACAGACACUCUUUACGACGGCAAGCUGGGCAACUGGCUGGCAAUCCGUACGGACAAAGACAACCAGCUGCUGGAGAAAGGGAUCAUCCCAAACAAGAGCAGAGCAGAGCAAAUGUCCAAUGUCCAGAACGCUGCCCGGGCCGCAUCGGGCAAUGACAGAGGAGACUUCUGGAGGCUGAGAGGUCAAAGGGCGGCAAAGAAGAAAGAUCUCCGCAAGAGCCGAGAGGACCUGUCAGCUGCUCCGGUCACCACACGAUUCCCAGCCUACGAGAGGGUGGUCCUACGUGAAGCUGGUUUCAAGAGACCUGUGGUGAUCUUUGGGCCCAUUUCUGACAUAGUGAAUGAGAAACUGGCCAACGACAUGCCAGACGACUUUGUUGUCGCCAAAACGGAGCCCAAGGAUGCAGGAACCGAGAAAUCCUCUGGAGUGGUGAGACUAAACACCAUUCGACAAAUCAUUGAACAGGACCGCCAUGCCUUGUUGGACGUGACCCCCAAAGCCGUGGACACCCUGAACUACACCCAGUGGUACCCCAUCGUCGUUUUCAUGAACCCAGACAGCAAGCAAGGCGUCAAGACCAUGAGGAACCGCCUGGCUCCCGGAUCCAGCCGCAGCGCUCGCAAACUGUACGAGCAGUCCGUCAAACUGAGGAAGACGUGCACCCACCUUUUCACUUCAUCCAUCGACCUGAACUCAGCCCAUGACGCAUGGUACGGCAGCAUGAAAGAUUCAAUCCGGGAGCAGCAGGACAGAUCUGUGUGGGUGUGUGAGGGCAAGCUUGACGGCUCAGAGGAGGACCUGGAUCUCCACGACGACCGCAUGUCUUACCUGUCGGCGAUGAGCGCGGACUACCUGAGCAUGGACAGCCGGCUGACCAGCGACUACGAAGACACGGCAGACGAGGGCGGGGCGUACACCGACAAUGAGCUGGACGAGACGCUGGACGAACCUCAGCCUGUGUCGGCCAUCAGUCGAUCCUCAGAGCCCGUGCUGCCAGACGAGAAGCCUCACCCUGAACCCCGGGGUCGUAUGAGGAGGGCAGGCAGCAGAGAGGUGCUGAACAGAGGGCCCAGUCCUCCCCCUGCGUUUGUCCCUGAACCCCCGAAGGUGCGACCUCAUACUCGGACUGACUCAUCACGCAGCUAUGACUCACACUCCAGCAGCACCAUCAGCAGCGACGCGGUCGGAGCCAACAAACCGCUUCCCCCUCCUGUGGCCCUGAAGCCCACCGUACGUCUGAACCAGCCGGCAGAGGAGCAGAGCCCGAGGAAGGAGGAGGCGGACCCCGCCAACAAGUCCUUCCUGGGCAAGAUUAAAGCCUUUGAGAAGAUGGACCACCUGGCCCGAGCUCAGAGGAUGCUGGAGCUGCAGGAGGCAGAAAAUGCUCGAUUGGAAAUUGCCCAGAAGCAUCCAGACAUCUACGCCAUCCCAGUCAAACUGCCAAAACCCAACCUCAACCGUCCUCAGCCAAUAGGUUCAAGCUCCAAUCCCGAGCCACAGACUCCCUCCAGGCCACCGUACUCGGAGACGAGAGGACACGAAGACGAGGAGGCCGAGUACCGCCGACAGCUGGCCGACCAGAACAAGAGAGGCUACUACAAUCACCAAAAAUACAAAGACACUGAGCUGUAGGUUCAUAGUCAGGACAUCGUCACAACACGACCGCUCAAGUCCUUCCACAUUGAUGCAAUGAGCAUUACAGCACCCGUUACCCCGGUAACAGGUGAUGCAGCCUCAUCUCGAUAUAAACUCUCAGAAGUUUUUUGCAUGUGCAGUGAGAUUCCUGGGAAGACUCUGAUUUCAGACACUUUUCAACACAAGUUUGUACAGAGAGUGUUUGAUCAGCCUGGAUAGUACAAGUGCAAGUACACUGUGUUGUUUCUUUGUUUUUUUUUUACCUUCGCACCCGUCCCGAAAAAAAAAAAAGAACGGGAGAUUUUUUUUCUCUUGUGCUUUUUUCAGACCUGAUAUUUCACUGUAUAUAUUUGGUUUUUUAAUGUGUCUGAAGAGUUUUUUGUUACAAGUGAGGUUUGUUUCCUCUCAUUACACUAAAUACAGAGCUCUACUUCCUCUCAUAUCACAAUUAUUUAGUCACAGAGUUAAGCAUCUGUUUUUCUGAAAGAUAAAUACCAUGUGAAUAACUAAUAAUCCAGAAUCCUCAAAAAUCCCUCAGGGAUUAAAAAUGAUUAUUCUUCACUACAUGAAAAAAAAAAACGUAGUUUAAGUGUCACCUUGCUGUUUCCUUUCCUGGAAGCUGCUGUUGUGUCUCUUUGCUUGCUUUUUAGAAAGAAGAAAAUAAUAAUCAUGAUAUAUUCUAUGAAAAUAAUAUGAAUAUAGGCAAAUAUAACUCAAAUUUUGUUUCACUUUUGUACAAAUUGAGCAAGAAAAUAAUGUGUGUCACGUCUGGUUACCAUCUUUGUUUUAGAUGUAGAAAGUCAUAACUUCAACAAUGGGUAAUAAUAACAGAAGUGUUUAUUAAAUAUGCAGUAGACAGAAUAUUUGUUCAUCCAGAUGAUUUGAAGAGUCUUUGAGGAUUCUAGAAACUCAGAACCGUGUUGUUGUUCAAAGACCUGCAUUUUUUAAAGAUUUCUGAGUAUUUAUGUUUUAGAAAAACCUUAUAAAAACAGGUAAUACAUGACACCAUGCUGCACCCAAACCACUGCAGAUUGCACAGUGUAUCUGGACUGUUUGGGUUUUACAUUUUAUUAAUGAGCCAUGUAUGGCUUAUAACAUUUUUCCACACUAUUAACAAGCAUGUUUAUUCAACACUAAUGUUAAAAUUAGCGUGUCAGUUUGGGUCAUGCUCCGUGUCAGCAGCUGCUCUGUUAGUAGGUGGGUGUUGGACUUCCUCCUCCUCCUCCUCUUCCUCACUCUCAUGUCAAGUCUUCUGAUGAAUUGUUCAUCUCUACAUUCCCAACUGAACAUUUGUAUAUACAGUGCGCUAUGUGAUAUAUGUGUGCAUUUUUGGGGAAGCAGCACAUUUUCAAGUGCCUUGUAGCUCUUAAUGGACAAAAGCAUCAGACUGCUUCAAAUAGAAACAUGUUCCAUAAUGUGGACCAAACAAUAGAAGACAGGUGACUUUUUUAUGGAGACAGAUAAAAUAGUUCUAGAUUUAAUUAACUGGAAACCUUUCUUUUUUAAUUUACCGUCUAACUUCUUUAGUAUGGAAGCACAUCCGCUUCACCAAAGAAAAAUGAUUAGAAGUCAUAAUAACACAUAAAUAAUUAAGUUUCAAAGGAUCUGAAUAUUACCAGAUUCAUGAAAUCUGUCUUAAUGAGUACAAAUUAUGAGAUAUGAAGUCAUAAUUACAACAUGAGGAUCUUUUAAACAUAGUCAUCUCUGUUAAUUAUGAGAUGUGAUCUAAUCACUACAAGUUUAGUUUAAAAUGACAAGAAAACGUUUCCUCCUUUGUGUGUUUGGUGAAUUUGCCUGCACAGCAUUUCUGUAUUGAAUUCAACUGGAACAGACAGAGCUGGUAAAUGUUCAAGAUUUCACCUGUUACAAUGUUUGACAAUGAUUCAGACUCUGAGGUGGACGUAAGCUGCUUGUAACCAGAGAUAAUACCAUUUUUAAUUGUUUUUAUAUUGAAUUCACGCUCAAAUCAGCCUCUGAGGUCUCUGUACACGAGCGUGUCGGGGAUGUGGUGACGACAAUCACGUUGGUUGAUCAGUUUCUUUUUAAAGUGUCAGUUUGUGAUUUUUCUCCCUUUUUUUCUUCUUUUUUUGUUUGUGAUCUCCUGAGUAUUAUGGAACAGACUCAUGGGAAUUUUAAUAAAUAAAUAAAUAGUUUUUUUUU